AUUAUAUUAUAUUAAAAAUUAUAUUACUACGGAAGAGAGAUAGCUCGCAAUAAAUAAUACAUUUUAAACGUAAUUUAAGGAAUAUCGGAGGAAAAAAACAAAUCACAGCCAAGAUGAGUUUCUUUGGAAAAAUGUUCGGUGGCAAAAAGGAACAGGCGCCAACAACUGGCGAGGCCAUACAAAAGUUGCGUGAGACCGAAAAUAUGCUGAUCAAAAAACAAGAGUUUCUAGAAACGAAAAUCGAAGAGGAAUUGAAUAUAGCUAGAAAGAAUGCUUCCAAAAACAAAAGAGUGGCCUUACAAGCUCUGAAAAAGAAGAAACGCUUAGAAAAGCAAUUGCAACAAAUCGAUGGCACCCUAUCGACAAUUGAAAUGCAGCGUGAGGCAUUGGAAAGUGCCAACACAAAUACUGCUGUAUUGACAACAAUGAAGAAUGCCGCAGAUGCCCUCAAAGCAGCCCAUCAAAAUAUGGAUGUCGACAAGGUUCACGAUAUGAUGGACGAUAUUGCCGAACAACAAGAUGUGGCUCGUGAAAUUUCUGAUGCUAUUUCAAAUCCAGUGGCCUUUGGUGCUGAUAUUGAUGACGAAGAUUUGGAACGCGAAUUAGAUGAAUUAGAACAAGAGAACUUUGAUAAGGAAAUUAUUGGCAUACCCGAACCAUCUGCCACAUUACCCGAAGUUCCUGACGAAGAUGUUAGCGAAAAAGCCAAAGAAAAGAAAAAAGCCACAACAACAACAAAUGCCACAGCAGCCAGUGCAGCCGAAGAUGACGAUCCUGAUAUGAAACAAUUAUUGGCAUGGGCUAACUAAGGAAAACACACACACAUAGAGUAACGAUUGAUAUCUCAUCUAAAAGACCACUGGUCAGAGGUCGUUAACAAAACAAAGUUUUAUUUUUGUAUUAAGCCUAUAUAUAAUUAUAUCAUACAAGGAAAACAUAAACAAGUUGCAAGUAAUUUAACGUAAACACAUAAUUUGGCAUACAUUAAAUAUAGUAUUUAUCAGCAGCAUUCACUGCAAGUCAUAUGGUUUUUUUUUUUGAUUUUUAAAAUCAUUGGGAGAUUUUCAAAGAAUUUUAAUGAUUGCCAGCUACAGUGGUUUAGUUAAUAAUAUUAUCGUCUACAAAUCAAUGUAUUUUAAUGCUCGUUGUAUAUCACCUCUAUUUAGUUUAUCCUGUGUUCUUUUUCACAUCUGUGUCUAGCAAUGCGCUCCGAACUAAUCAUAUUUCAUUAGUUUUUUUUAACAAACAAAAACAACGCAAAAUUUAUAAGAAAACACAUUUAUAUAUUCAAAUUACGAAUUUGUGAAAAUAAAUGAUUAAAUGAAUGAAAUAAAAA
This is a messenger RNA of Musca domestica (house fly), 1336 nucleotides long. It is a transcript of the gene shrb, whose product is annotated as charged multivesicular body protein 4c. The transcript has 4 exons. The record is from RefSeq and is a predicted model, not a curated record. NCBI's taxonomy places the organism in Eukaryota, Metazoa, Arthropoda, Insecta, Diptera, Muscidae. Gene Ontology annotation, biological process: late endosome to vacuole transport via multivesicular body sorting pathway; vesicle budding from membrane. Gene Ontology annotation, cellular component: cytoplasmic side of plasma membrane; ESCRT III complex; multivesicular body. Bases 114 to 809 code for a protein of 231 amino acids.